UUUCCAAGAGGAAAUUGACAACAGAGGAGGAUAUUGAAGAUGUUAGGAGGGAGAUUAGAAUCAUGCACCACUUGGCUGGUCAUCCAAAUGUGAUUUCCAUUGUUGGUGCUUAUGAAGAUGCCGUUGCUGUUCAUCUUGUUAUGGAGCUUUGUGCUGGUGGAGAGCUUUUUGAUAGGAUCAUACAGAGAGGGCAUUAUACUGAGAGAAAAGCUGCUAAACUUGCUAGGGUCAUUGUUGGUGUUGUUCAGGCUUGUCAUUCUUUGGGUGUCAUGCAUAGAGACUUGAAGCCGGAGAAUUUCUUGUUUGUUGACCAUGAGGAGGAAUCAUUGCUUAAGGCUAUUGAUUUUGGGCUCUCAAUGUUCUUUAAACCAGGUGAAAUGUUUACUGAUGUGGUUGGAAGUCCAUAUUAUGUGGCCCCUGAAGUUUUGCGGAAGCACUAUGGGCCAGAAUGUGAUGUAUGGAGUGCUGGGGUGAUCAUAUAUAUUUUACUUAGUGGGGUUCCCCCAUUUUGGGAUGAAACGGAACAAGGAAUUUUUGAGCAAGUUUUGAGAGGAGAGCUUGACUUUGUUUCUGAACCAUGGCCUAGCAUAUCUGCAGGUGCAAAGGAUCUUGUUCGAAGAAUGCUUAUAAGGGACCCUAAGAAGAGGUUAACAGCACAUGAAGUUCUUUGCCACCCCUGGGUUCAGGAAGGAGGUCUUGCUCCUGAUAAACCGUUGGAUUCUGCUGUUUUAUCUCGUCUCAAGCAAUUCUCUGCGAUGAACAAGUUGAAAAAGAUUGCCAUUCGAGUAAUUGCUGAAAGUCUCUCUGAGGAUGAAAUUGCAGGACUGAAAGAAAUGUUCUCGAUGAUAGACACAGAUAAUAGUGGACAGAUCACUCUUGAGGAACUGAAAAAGGGUUUGGAGAGAGUGGGUGCUAAUCUUAAAGAAUCCGAGCUUCUAUGGUUAAUGGAAGCAGUAAGUGCCUUGCAUGCUAGUGGUACCAUAGAUUAUGGUGAAUUUAUAGCAGCAAUGCUUCAUCUAAACAAAAUCCAGAAGGAGGAUCAUCUAUAUGCUGCCUUUACUUAUUUUGACCAAGAUGGUAGUGGAUACAUUACAAAGGAAGAGCUUCAACAAGCUUGUGAAAAGUAUGGAAUUCUAGAUGGCAACAUAGAUGAUAUAAUACGCGAAGUUGACAAGGAUAAUGAUGGACGCAUUGAUUACAGUGAGUUUACUGCAAUGAUGCAAGAAACUGACUUUGGCAAAAUUGGUCUACCUAAAGCAUGAGUAAAAAUUGUGGCUGGCUUCAAAGCAUUAAUGAACUCUUUCAUGGUCAUGCCAAAAUGAGGGAUAGAUGUUGAUAGAUAAAGUAUCAGAUAGAUAUAUAUAGCUAGCAUCAUCUUCAGAUCUCUUCCAUGUGCCAGAUUAUGUAAGUGCUUGCCCUUACACAAUGCUAGCUUUAGCUUCAAGGAGAGGAAGCAUGAACCACAUUGCUUAUAACCAGUCCUUUAUGUAUUUACAAAUCAUUUUCUUAGUUGAACAUAAUCAAGUAUGCAGCAGUAGUAGAUUUUCACAGUUUUCUUUACACCCUUUAAAAUCUAUUACCCUUUUUUUCUUGGGGGUAAAAUAGAUGUGGUAGAAUGAGAUCUCAUCAUCACUUUCAAACCAACCAUUUGCUCAUGCUGAAUAUCAUGUUGUAUCAACACAUGUAUUGAUGUAUAGACUAUAGAGCUAAGUAAUUUGUGUACCUUUUUUCUUUUUUCUUCUUUCCGUUAA
This is a messenger RNA of Arachis duranensis, 1751 nucleotides long. RefSeq names its product calcium-dependent protein kinase 20-like. Gene Ontology annotation, molecular function: calcium/calmodulin-dependent protein kinase activity; calmodulin binding; calcium-dependent protein serine/threonine kinase activity. The transcript has 7 exons. Lineage: Eukaryota; Viridiplantae; Streptophyta; Magnoliopsida; Fabales; Fabaceae. Bases 63 to 1262 code for a protein of 399 amino acids. Gene Ontology annotation, cellular component: cytoplasm; nucleus. The record is from RefSeq and is a predicted model, not a curated record. Gene Ontology annotation, biological process: peptidyl-serine phosphorylation; protein autophosphorylation; intracellular signal transduction.